This is a messenger RNA of Coprinopsis cinerea okayama7#130, 219 nucleotides long. RefSeq lists its product as hypothetical. Lineage: Eukaryota; Fungi; Basidiomycota; Agaricomycetes; Agaricales; Psathyrellaceae. The record is from RefSeq and is a predicted model, not a curated record. The transcript is spliced from 3 exons. The coding region runs from base 1 to 219 and encodes 72 amino acids.
AUGGCAAAAAGGCUUCUAAACUCAUUCUAUCGAGAUGGGGAACAAGCCGACGUGAAUGUCUACCAAUACUUCUUCGAGGACCCUACCUUCUAUCAAGAGGUUUCGAAGCCUUCACCAGCUUCGGGCGUCGCAUCUGACGAGCUCUUUGGUGUCCCUAGUGAGUCUGAGAUCGAAGAAAAACCUUAUCCUUUGGUGUGGGGAGCGGAAGCACCCUUCUGA